Molecule: messenger RNA, 882 nt
Organism: Cercospora beticola
Lineage: Eukaryota; Fungi; Ascomycota; Dothideomycetes; Mycosphaerellales; Mycosphaerellaceae
Source: RefSeq, a predicted model, not a curated record
AUGUUCUUCCUUGCUGCUGUCAGCUCGCUUCUACUGGCCUCGAAGACGAUGGCUACCGGGCUCCCUUCGUUGCCAGCCCGGACAGUGCUUGCUGCAGACAAGCUCGGUGCACGAGAGUGGUCUCCAGGACCCACUCAUCCUCCAGCCUUUCUGCCUCGUCGCCAGAGUGAUGAGCUGUCCCCACUUUGCGGCUAUGCGGAGGGCGAUGCUGCGAUGGCCAUUCAAUGCACCGGUGGCGAAUUCUGCGGGUUCAAUCUGACAUACAAUGCUUUCGGCUGCUGCUCGUCGGUUGUCGCCGCGGAAGAACAAUUGCUGGGCGAAUGCGGGUACUACACGACAUGCCUGGAUUUUGAGGAACCUUGCGAUGCUGCAUGUCAGGCCAACAAGGACAUCUACCGAUGCACUGAAUCUGCAUUCCCCAAGUGUGUCAAGUACGAGUUUGCUAUCGAAGGAGCAACUCUUACCAACUAUGGUUGCGCGGAUACCGUUGCGAGCCCCACAGAGGUAUUGCAAGUACUGAGCACCACGGUGGCAGGCGGAGGCGCAGGGGCGUCCGGUGCGGCGUCCAGUGGAUCGACUGGCCUGGACUCACUUAUCGAGAAUCUGUUGUCAAUCCCGUCUGCGAUAGAUGCGGUGCCCAGCCAGCUGCCAUCGGGAAUAUUGACCUCUGCCGCGACGACACCAACGGACAGCGUGUCAAGGUCAGUCACCCGAACACAGGGGACAGCCGAUACAUCGGGUGGCAGUUCCGCUCAGCAGACUGGCGAGUCUUCCUCUUCACAGGCUGAAGACAGCGCGGCAACUGCCGUGGGUCCAAAGGCGGCCGCUGUCGCUGGCGCGCUCUUCUAUGCAAGCAUCUGGGCGCUGGCGAGAGUAUUGUAG